Prunus persica (peach) is the source of this 5947-nucleotide messenger RNA. Its product is annotated as bromodomain-containing factor 1. Gene Ontology annotation, molecular function: protein binding. NCBI's taxonomy places the organism in Eukaryota, Viridiplantae, Streptophyta, Magnoliopsida, Rosales, Rosaceae. The record is from RefSeq and is a predicted model, not a curated record. The transcript is spliced from 5 exons. The coding region runs from base 193 to 1644 and encodes 483 amino acids.
UACAUUCCCUCUUCUUUUCGUCUGUCUGUCUGUCUCUCUCUGUUUCUCUUCAAAAAGUAAGCGAAAGUGAUCGAGCGAGAGUAUUGAGUUCAACGAUUGAGCCAUUGAUUUUCUCUGCAACGAUUGAGCGAGUGAUUUUCUGGGUUCUCUCUCUGUAACGACUGUGUGAAAUUUUGGGUUCUUAAAUCAAGAAUGGCGUCGUCUGUCAUAAAGCGCAGACAAUUGGAGGAUGGCUUUGGUUCCUUUGAGUUUCAGUUUCAGACCCAGAAGAGGAUAAGGUCUUCUAGGGUUUCUGAGACCCAACGGAAUGUAGCCGUUGAGGAAAAGUCGACUGUUGGUCUUCCUCUGCGCAAGGGUUUGGCUUCGUCUGCUACAAAAAAUGCCGACCCAGAAUCAGAAGAGUUGGGUUUCGAUGAAAUCUGUCAGACCCAGAAGAGGAAGAGGUCUUCUAGAGUUUCUGAGACCCAACGAAAUGUAGCCGUUGUGGAAAAGUCGACUGUUGGUCUUCCUCUGUGCAAGGGUUUGGCUUCGUCUGCUACAAAAAAUGCCAACCCAGAAUCAGAAGAGGGUUUUGAUGAAAUCUGUCAAACCCAGAAGAGGAAGAGGUCUUCUAGGGUUUCUGAGACCCAACGGAAGGAAAAGCCGACUGUUGGUCUUCCUCUGCGCCAAGUCAAAGAUUUGGCUUCGUCUGCUUCAAAAGAGACGUUGGAUUGUUCUAAAGUCUUGCAUUCUCUGAUGAACCUCGGCCAUGCGAGCUACUUCAACAAGCCUGUUGUUGAUCCUGUGGCUGAGAAUUUGCCGGGUUAUUUCGACGAAAUCUGGAGGCCGAUGGAUUUGGGUACUGUGAAAUCGAAAUUGGAUAGGGGUGUCUACUCCAGCGCUGAUGGCUUUGCUGCUGAUGUCAGGCUUAUCUUCUCAAACGCUUUCAGAUAUUUCCCCCUUGGUAGUAGAAAUCGUGCAGCAGCGAAGCAUCUCAGUGGGGUUUUUGAGACCCAAUGGAAAGAAGCGGAGGAGAAAAUGUCAAAGACCGCUUGUCCUCCUCCUACUCCUCCUCUGCCCAAACGGAGACCAAAUGGCAAGAGCUCUUCUGCUUGUAGGGUUCUUAUACAAAGUCAAGUGGUUGUUGGGGUUUCUGAUUCUCACUCAGUUAAGUCAACCAAAGAUGAUGACUUGGGCACCCUUGUUCAUCAUGCCAUGUAUCAGGCCACAGACAAUCUUUCUCCAUGUAAGGCUAGGCGAAUUCAGUCGCUGAAGAUGCGAUUUUCAGGUACAAUACGAAAAGCAAACAAGAUACUUAAGGGUCUACCUGAUUCUCCACCAAGGAGAAAAUUGAUGCAUCGGAUGGGUCAAAGGGAAUUGGCUCGCCGUGCCGUUUUGAACAUGGAGAAGUCAGUCCAAUUUGAGGACCCUUUAAAGGAUCUCAAACAACUUGAGAUUCUGUGUGGCUGUGGCAGUGAAAAGGUCUACCUUGGAUUGCCCCUUAAGCAUUUGGGUUUAUACCUCAAAGAAGAUGACGAGUUACAGGGUCAGGACGAGGAGGCUUUUCUGAAUGGAGAUCGGGAGGAAGGCGAGAUCUGCUGGCAGGAAAGCGAUUGGGAGGAAGAUUUGGAAUAUAACCCAAUGCUCGACAAGAUAGAUGACUAAGAAUCUUGUUUUAUGGAAUCUCUUUUUUGUAUGAUUGCUAUUUGAUGGCUAAUGCAACUGAGAGCGAAUGGUUUGGGCACCAGGGACAAAAGUAUGGAAGUUUGCAAUAAAACUGAAAUCAAAUUACACGGAAGCUUAUCAAGAACUUGGAGACAAUCUCCCAUCUUCGCAGGUGCAUCAGCAGCAGCCUUUCUUUCCCUAUGAACAUAAACCAUAGAGCAAUUCCAAACUCCUGCUAAUCAGUUGAAAAGGUUGUUGCUAUGGAGUGUGCCCCACUCGUCUAAUCCCAACAUUGGCAUUUGCUUCAGUAACCCUGAUAAUCAGUUUGCAGUUUGCAUUGCUGUUGGAGUUGUGUUGCCUUCAUCAUCCCUUCAAUAAGGGUUAUAUCAUGGCUAUUUCAGGUGAAAAUGUUAAAGAUUGUGUAUUAGUAUUUGUUUUUGUUAAAUUGAAAAGGAAAAUGGAGUGUCAAAAUUCCAUUACUGAUGGAAUGGUAAUGAUGCAAGACAGAAUCAUUGUUUUUGUGUUGCCUUCACAGUCAUUGCUUUCUGUGCUAGUUUUUCUUUUUAAUUUUUGGUUUAAUAAAGAAUGGUAAUGAGGCAAGACAGUAUAUUUAGCAUCUUGAGCAACAAAUUAUUCAUUGUUAAAGAAUGUGUCUGCAUUUUUUUGUUGGUUUUGAUUUAAUAAUGAUUUCUUGUCAAAGAUGUUCAUUUGCAAAGGUUAUUGGCUGGUCAGUUCCUGUCCCCCCAUGUAGUGUUUGUCCCCCCCCGUCUAAUCCCAGCUUUGGCAUUUGCAUUAGUAACUCUGAUAAUCAGGUACUCCAUCUUCAUCUCUCCUCUAAACAUAUGAAAUAAUCCAAUUAGUGUUUUCUUUGUUUUGUCUUUUGUGGCUUAUAUUUAUCUCUCCCAUUUUAUUUUUAUUUUCUGGGGUGUCAUUUAUGUUGUUGUCACUAUGAUUAUGUUUCAAAGAUCAAUGACAUUUCAUGCAACAAUUACAGAGUUGUUAUCUGUUUAGGAAAUCUAUGCUACCAAUUUGUGUUUGUUGGUUUCAUCUUGGCAGGUGUUUGUACCUUGUUUAGGAAAUCUGGGUAAAUAAAAUUUGUGUUUGUCAUACGGACUUGUCCCUAUUCCCUGCACUUGUCCAAAUUUCGUACUUGUAUGAUUUUCACUGAGAACUUGGGUUGAUGAAGAAGAGAGGUUAUAAUUUUUAAAGCAUACUAUCUGUAUCUUAUGAGAUUUGGAGGUAGUGCGAACAUUAUAUAUGGAUUAGAAUGGCCAGAAAGAAAACGUGGUUUUUUAUUUAUUUAAGUUGCCGUAUCUGGUAAAUAAAAUUGUGCAGAGCACUGGUUAGAGUUUAUUAGUCUUGUAUUAUUUCACCUUUUUAAGUCCUCUCAAUUUUUCUUUGAUUAUAAUUUUGCUUGCUCUAUAGUAUUAGUUUCUAACUGUUUGAGUUUUCCAAGUGUUAUGUGUAUCAGAGUAGAAUAACUAGUAAGGUUGGCUUGGUACACCAUAAGUUGACAUAACAAACCCAAUUUUUCUGAGUGUGAGGCUUUUAACUUUGAGCUCAUAUAACCCCAAUUCUCUCACUCUGACUCUCAGAGGUCUUAAUAUCUGAGCUCUGCAAACCCUAACUCACGCGAAUAAUCAAGCUCUGUUACAGUUGGUAUGAGAAAGCCACUUCCAUUCAAACUCUAGAGGUCAAACCCUUCUUCAUUUGUUCUUCUUUUGAAUUUUUGUCUUGUAAGUCAUUUAAUCGCUAAUAAAUCUCCGCAUAAACUGAGAAAUUCCAUCUUAAAUCAGAGAAAUUUUAUAUGUACAAUAUAUAUUUGUUGUUUAUGUUGAGUGCGAUAGUUAUUAGUUUUGGUACUUUCUCUAUAUAAUUCUGUUUGAGCUAGUAUAGAAGGUUGGAGUGCUCCUUAUAAUGGUUUUCCCUUUUUCUUUUGGCUUGGUGGCUGGUACAGUUUCAAGAGCUUCUUUUUCUUUUCUUAACUACAGCUGUCAACUCUUUGGGUUCUGAUUUUCUGAUCGUCAUUCUAAGUCUUCUAUUUGAGCAUGAUAUUGUCUUUGUGUUUUGAUUUGCGGAUGGUUAUCGUGUUCACUCUAACUUCUUUUUUUACUAUAUCUUUUGUGCCUUAAACUUAUCUUUCUCUCUUUUCCUCGUUAUUGGGUUAGUUUGCGACCUAGUUUUGUUUUCACUAGUAUUAUGUAUGAGAUCAUUGAAAAAUUUGUUUAAAGACAUCUUUGGUUCCAAUUCUUCAUUGCUGGUUUUAUCUUGUUUGAUGUUUGAGCCUUAUUUUCUGGUACUAAGAUGUUUGAGCCUUAUUUUCUGGUACUAAAAUGUUUGAGCCUUAUUUUCAAGUAAGAUGUUUGAGCUUUAUUUUCGGGUUUUGAGAUGUUUGAGCUUUAUUUUCAACUUUGCUGCAAUUCCUGCGAUUUAGAAAUCAAGGAAUUCAAGCCCAAUGAAUGAACCCCAUAAUUUGCCUCAACACUUUGAACAAUAUAUAUUUUAAGAUAACAAUAUAUUCAAGUUACCAUCCAAAUGUUGGCGUUUGCCUGAAAUAUACUCUUGAAGAAGAGAGCUUUUCUCUGAGACAUAGGUACCCGUAUUCUUUUUUUACCUUAUCUUUUAUUGGACUAGUUUGCUAACCUUUUUUUGUCAUGGUUUAUGUAUAAGAUAAUUUGAAAAUUUGCUUGUUCGAAUUUAAAAAGCUGCUACAGUUUAAAGAAAUCUUUUGUCCCAAUUCUUGAUUGCUGGUUUUAUCUUUUAUGAUGGUGAGCUUUAUUUUCAGGUGCAAAGAUGUUUGAGAUCCAAGGUAUUCUUUUUCUAUUUUUUUUUGUUUUUUCAUGGUUUCAAUAUUGGUCUUAGUAAAAUAAAAGAAUUGACAUAUGGGCAGAAAUUGUGGGGAUAAAUGGACAUCAUAAGAAAAGCAACAAAGAUAAUAGAUUUACCUAUUCCAUUGUCUAAUUGAGAAUCAAUUACACUAGAUUUAAUCCUGUUUUUCUUUUGGGUUUUGGUCAAGAUCUGGUUGCAUAAGGUUGGCCGUUGUCAAACCUGCAAGUCCAAAUCAAAUUUUGCUAAUAGCAGAGUCAAAUAGCAUGGUACUGAGACAUUGUGCAUUGGAGAUUUUUCUGUUAUCUGUUUUCUGCACUUACCUUACCCGAUACUAAUAUGAUUUUCAUGGGAUUAUGUGCACUAUAUGAGAUCUGGCGGUAAUUGUGAGUACGUAUUAUACGAUCCGAAUGACACAAAAACAGUUUAUGAUUUGAGUUGCAGUAUUUAGUUCUCUACUAGCUAAUCGUUACAUUAUUAGUGGACCAAGAAUGGUCAGUUCUCUUCAAUUAUAUGGGGAAUAUAAUGCCCUCAUUCAAGUUUAUUAAGUAUUGUAUUGUUUCACAUGUUCUGAAUAUUUACGUACAUUUAACCUUUAACUAAAGGAAAACCUUGGUGCAGUAUCGUCAAACCCUUAGUGAAAAUGUCCAUUAGUGCCAUUCACAUAUUUCUUUGUGAUGUUUCUGUUUCUUGACGGUUCUUCAGCGAAAUUGAAGCAUUUCUCAUAAUAUGCCCCUCUUGUGCUCUCUUUGCAUAAAUAAUGUCAUAAUAUGAUGAAAACUAUGGGGUGCAUGCCCCCCCGCGUCUUAUCGCAGCAUUGACAUUUGCUUCAGUAACCCUGAUAAUCAGGUACCCGAUCUUCAUUUCUCCUCUAAAUUUAUGAAAUAACCCAGUUAGUCUUUUCUUUGUUGCCGUUGUGCCUUAGAUUUCUCUCCCAUUUUAUUGAUUUUUUCCCUGACUUCUCAUUUAUGGUAUUGCCACUAUGGUUUUGUUUUAAAGAUGAAUGACAUUUGAUACAACAAUUUACAGAGCUGUUACCUUCAGGAAAUCUAUGCUACCAAUUUGUCUUUGUUGGUUUCAUCUUGUCAGGUGUUUGAGCCUUGUUUAGGAAAUCUGUGGUAAAUAAAAUUUGUGUUUGUUUGUAGAGUUUUCAUUUACUUGUUCCCUGCACUUAUCCAAAUUUCAUACUAGUAUGAUUUCAUUGAGAACUUGGGUUGAAGAAAGAGAAGUUAUAAUUUUUAAAGUAAACUAUCUACUUUUUAUGAGAUCUUGAGGUAAUGUGAGCGUUGUGUAUGGAUUAGAAUAGAAUGCCCAGCAAGAAGCAGUGGUUUUUUAUUAUUUAUUUUUAAGUUGCCGUAUCUGGUAAAUAAAAUUGUGUAGAGCUCUGGUUAGAGUUUAUUUGUUAUUGUAUUUCUUCACCCCAAAAACAUGGCUUUGUAUUUUAGCACUGCAUUAAAUGUAUUUUAAAUAUUCAGAC